GUAAAAAAUGGGAGGUUCUGAAAGUUUCGUCUGAGGGAGGGAGCAGAGAACUUCGCCGUUUAUCUGCCUGCGUUGACAAGCCUUAAGGCGGCUUAGAUGGUGUUUAUUUAGCACACAAAGAAGAGAAGGGAAGUGAUAGACCGUCCCCGUCCAUACAAAUCCGAAAUGGAAGAAAAUGAUGAAAUGGACUCACUGUUUGAGGGGAUGGUCCUGUUCGAUCCUUCUGAAAUGGUGUCUGGAGAUCCGGAUAUCGACGACGUCGGAAUUGGACAUCUAGACCGGCGGGGCUCAGACAUAGCUGCCGUUGUUAAUGUCGGAGCAGCUCAACCGGCUGUCCCACCUAUUCAAGUUCCGGCCCAAUCAAAUCAUAUUCAGCCGCUCGAUGAGAACCUGUUCUCUGAUCUUACACUUGUCUCUCCCCCAAGAUCCCCAGAAGUAGAGGAUUUCAAGUCUCCGCCCGGUCCAUCUUCAAACUCGGUACUUUCUCGCCAGAAUUCUACUGCCCGGAAGAAGAAGAGAGCUGGUUUAAGGAUUGGAUAUGGUAGGAAUAGAUAUUAUGCCUCCGAUUCAGUCCCAACCACCUCUCCCCCGGGUGAUCAUUCAAAGGAGGGGAAGGAAAAAGGGCAUAACGAAGAACUAGAAAAAGAAGAAGAAGACAGUUAUGCUGCUGAAGAAGGUGAAGAGCACGACUCCACCAUAAUCUCUGCCGCUCACGACUGUGAUUCUCAAAAAACAUCGCGAAGCAUUCAUUCUAAUGAUGAUGCACUUUCCCAUAAGGCGGAUAGCCUGGGUUCGUGUGGAGUUGGUGAAAAUGUAACAUCUGAGCAAUUAAAUUGUAACAAGAGUCAUAAACCAGUUGAGUUACGAUUUGAACAACUUAAAACCCUCAUUUCUAGUAAGCUUAAAAUGGCCAAUGAGACUGUAGCUUCCAUAUCUUCAGAGAAGAAGGAAUCGAUUAGGAAGAGGAGAAAAGCUGCCAGGAAUGUAACUCAAGCAUUUGGUGAGUAUAAAGAGCUAGAGAAGAAGCUGGAUGAAGCUUGUGAGGCUGAAGACUUUGAGAAAGCUGAAAGAGUUAGUGAGAGUUUAGCUUUGGCUGAGAAGGAAAAGGAACGGCUGACAGUUGAUCUCAGAGAUGCUGAAGCCCAGAGCAGUGCUGUUGACUCUAAGAUGCAGGAGGCUCUUGACUCGCUAAUUCAUGUUGAGGAGGAAUGCGCCUCUAUGUUGCAGAGCUUUGCAUUGGUCAGUUCGUUAUGAUAAUCAAAUUUCCAAUUGAAUGAUGGUUUUGCUAUAAGCUUUUAGUAUCAAAUUUAAAUAUGGAGUAUGUACAUCAUUAUAGUGUUUUUUGGUGUGUAAAUGAAUAUGUGAUGCUAUGUACUGCUUCAAGAAUAUCAUGUUCACACACCUUGACUACUGACUCCAUUACAGAACUACAUGACUCAAGCUUAGUUGCAGUUUACUGGAUUUGCGAGAAGCUCUGUGUGCACUCAAGAUAGCUUUCCUAUGUGUUCAUUUUUCAAUAGUUGCAUUAGUUUGAUACAAAAGAGAAUUAUUUUUUCUCUCAGGAUGCCAUAUGUGAUGCAGAAUUGGAUGUAACAACUGCAGAAGGAUUGUCAUCCAAACAAAUGCAGGAGUGGGAGUUGUCCGCUGAAGCAAUAGAGAUCCAAAAGAUGGAAUUGGAGAUUGAAGCUGAAUUGGUGUUUGAGGCGCAAAAGGUUCUUAAGGAUUCCAUAGAGCAAUAUGUUGAGGAUGACCGAAGAGAGAGAAAUAUUCUUUGCAAGAAAAAAGAAGUGUUAACGGAAGAGCUGAAACAACUGCUUGCUUUAGUGAAAGCAAAGGAAGAAGAAAUAGCAGAAAAUGAUUCUCUCAUUGAAAAAGUUGACAGAAGGAUUGACUGUGUAAUGUCUAGCUCUCAAGAAGCCGAAACUAGUAUUAAUGAAAAUUAUCAGAAUCUGCAAUCUAGACUGUCUGAACUUCUCUUAGAAAAUGAAUCUCUAUUGGAGAAGAAGAAAGAGAUUGAUUAUUAUGCUUCCCAGGAGGAAUCUAGGAAAGCAAAGAUUAGGGAUCUCUCUAGGAUUUCAGCAGAUGAAGCAAACAUGUUUACAGAAGUUGUUGGGUUACGUAAGAGUCUGGCUCAGUUUGUUUUGAAAUCCAAGGAGGAUAGAGUUAGGCUUUCUAUAAAUGAGGAUGAACUUGCAAUCCAAAUCCAAAUGCUCCAACAGCAAAUUUCUGCUGCAAGAACAUCACUUCAGGAACUAUCAUCAUCAAAGUCAAAGAUCCAGCAAGAUAUUGAUUCCUCAAAGCAGAGAUUUCUCCUUAUAGACAAGAGAGUUCCAGAGCUCGAGGCAGAGAAAAAGGUGGCUGCUGCUGCAAGAAAUUUUAAGGAAGCAGCACGCCUGUCAACAGAGGCGAAGGAAUUGUGCAUGGAAAAGGAUAGAAUACAAACCAAAUUGGAAGGUGCAGAAUUAGAGGUCAAGAAAGUUGAAGAAGAGAUUUGCCUUAUCGUUGAGAGACUGAAAGAAACGGAAGCUCAAGUUUCAGAAAAGGAGAGAGAAUUGGCUAUGGCUAGAUUCCAGAGGCUAAUUUUAGUUGACAGAGCUUGCAGAGAAGAGAGAUCAGUUGCUUUAGAGUUGGGUGACCUUGAAGAGGCAGAUGCUUUGCUGGAGGAGGCUGAAGCAGCAGUUUCUGAAGCAAGAAAACUUCAACCGAUAUAUGGUUUUCAAGAAGAGUUAAUUACCCUACCUAAACAUUUCAUAUCAGCUGAACUUGUCUCCAAGCUUCAAGGCAGGCAAUUGGCCGAACUCGCAGCAUCUGUUAAUAUUUUGGCAUCAUGAUGACCAAAACCUUCAUCUUUCCUCUUUUGGGGCAAUGCAUGGGCGGUUUUGUGUGGAGAAAAGGAGUCUUGGGUGGCAAAUUCGAGUUGUAACAUUUUUGAAGGACAGGCUGGUGUUGGUACUACAAAUGAGCCCUAUAUUCAUUUUAAAGCAUCCAAGUUCAAAUCCUUGGAUGAUAGGAGCUUCUGGAACUUGUGAUGGUGAGGUGUACCUUGUAUUUUGAUUUGGGAUUUAAUUUAUAUUAGAGGUUGGUCAUUCGCAUUUAUUUAUUUCAGAGAUAGAAUUAUUAUUUUAAAGAGUUUGCCUAAUCAUCUACCAUUGAAUACAUCUCAUAUAACCUGCCUCAGUUGCCUUUAUGUAAGAAUUCCUUCUUUGAUUUGGGCCGCUUGCAUAGUCUAACUGGUAUCAUACUAUCAUUACUCAUGGU
Messenger RNA from Cuscuta epithymum, 3258 nucleotides. Lineage: Eukaryota; Viridiplantae; Streptophyta; Magnoliopsida; Solanales; Convolvulaceae. The record is from the annotation of a GenBank genome assembly.